UACGAUGAAUCCACGAUUAUUCAUCAUUAUCAAUGAGUUUCAUAAUUCAUGAAAUUUCUUGGAUCAGACGUCUUUAAAUUCGAAAAAAAAAAAUUAUACAUCCAACUCGCAAAAAAUAGACUCGAAGAAGUCAAUGAAAGCGUAUAUAAAUUGCAGUGUUCUGGAGUUUCUAACUAACUCAAAACGUAAAUUUGCGAAUUGCACUCACUCUAAACCAAUUUACUUUAAUCAACGAAAAUGAAAUUAAUUGGUAUUUCGUGCAUUAUCUGUUUGACUUUGGUUUCGGCCUCAAAAAAGAUUUCACGUAGGUCCACUAUAUCAGUGAAAAUGUCAAAUUUCCUACCAUCCAGAAUGCUCUCUGGGAAAUUUCAAAUGAUCAACGCGGAUAAUAUCCACCCUGCCAAUAUUCAUGAAGCUGUGAAUACAAAUAAAGGCUCAGCAUGGAUGUUCAAUUGUUGCGGACGGGAGGGCGAUUUUAGAAAAAUAGUGGAAGAAAUUUCACUAUCAGAUGCUGGAUAUAUCCGAGAAGGCGAUAUCUUGGUCGUUAUUACUUAUGCGAGCGACAUGUUUAAGCGAAUCAGCAGUUUGAUUAAUUCGAAUGCUUACGGUGCAAACUUUUUCUCGCAGGACCUAUUGGAACUGAACUCAUAUGCAAAUGACUUAAAAAACCUCACCGGGAGAGUUCAACCGUAUACAAAGAAUAUGAUCGAGAAAAUGUGCGUUGACAUGUACACAAAUAUGUGUUUGAUGAAAGCUUCACAAGGUCCAAAUGCACCAAUUAUAUUACCAAUUCCCGGCGCAAUGCAUUAAUCAUUUAAUAUAAUUGUUUCUUUUAUAAUUUUGCUGAAUAAUUAUUACAGUUUUUUAGUAAGCACACGUGUGCAAAAUAUUCGAAAAUAAUGUUUGGCCCUGAACUCGACGAGUAUAAUGAAAAAAUUCUUAUAAAUAAAUUGUAACAACUUGAAAACGUA
This is a messenger RNA of Contarinia nasturtii (swede midge), 971 nucleotides long. RefSeq lists its product as uncharacterized. Bases 238 to 810 code for a protein of 190 amino acids. The record is from RefSeq and is a predicted model, not a curated record. Lineage: Eukaryota; Metazoa; Arthropoda; Insecta; Diptera; Cecidomyiidae. The transcript is spliced from 8 exons.